CGGUGUCCUUCGAAGAGGUGGCUGUGCGUUUCACCCGGGGGGAGUGGAGCCUGCUGCGCCCGGCCCAGAGAGCCCUGUACAAGGAAGUCAUGCUGGAGAACUUUGGGAUCGUGGCCUCUCUGGGACCUCAAGUUGCCAAGCCUGAACUCAUAUCCUGGCUGGAAGAGGAAGAGCUGUUUCUCCGAGGCUCAUUUGAAGAGGAGGGAUUGGCGGCUGCGCAUGUGUGGGAGUCAGAGAAUGAAACAAAACAACAUCCAGCGAUGGAGAAAGAGGCUCUGUAUUCAGAUGUGCAAGAAAAGACUGAGUAUUGUGAUGCCCGGAGGAUGGAGGAGGGAAAACACCUUUAUAAAGGGGAGAAUUUUUCUGGUCUUGAAAAUGAGAAUGACUCUCUCCUGGAAAAAAUAAACAAAGGAGAGAACAGGAAUGAGCUCACUGCAAGCAGGGAAAAUUUUCCCAACAAAGCAGAUAUUAAUAUUCAAUGGAACAUAUGUGACAAACAGAAAAUAUUCCUGGAGUGUGGAAAAAGCUUCAGUUGCAGCGGGAAGCUUUCUUCCCACCAAAGAUUUCACACUGGAGAGAAACCAUACAAAUGCCUGAAGUGUGGGGAAAACUUUCAUUCGAGUUCAGACGUCACUUCACAUGAAAGGAUUCAUACAGGGGAGAAACCCUAUAAAUGCCUGGAGUGUGGUCAAGGUUUCAGUCGGAGUGAUAACCUGAUUUCCCAUCAAAGAAUUCACUCAGGGGAGAAACCCUAUAAAUGCCUGAAGUGUGGGAAAAGCUACCGUUCGAGUUCAGACCUUACCUCACAUGAAAGGAUUCACACUGGAGAGAAACCCUAUAAAUGCCUGGAGUGUGGGAAAAGCUUUCGUUUUAGUUCUGACUUUACCUUACAUCAAAGGAUUCACACAGGGGAGAAACCAUAUAAAUGCCUAGAGUGUGGGAAAAGCUACCGUUCGAGUUCAGACCUUACCUCACAUGAAAGGAUUCACACAGGCGAGAAACCAUAUAAAUGCCUGGAAUGUGGGAAAAACUUCAGUCAGAGUGGAAAACUUACUGUCCAUCAAAGAAUUCACUCAGGGGAAAAACCAUAUACAUGCCUGGAGUGUGGGAAAAAAUUCCUUGCGAGUUCAUACCUUACCUCACAUGAAAGGAUUCACACAGGGGAGAAACCAUAUAAAUGCCUGGAGUGUGGGGAAAGUUUCAGUUGGAGUGGAAGCCUUUCUUCCCACCAAAGAAUUCACUCAGGAGAGAAGCCGUAUAAAUGCCUGGAGUGUGGGAAAAGUUUCAGUCGAACUGGAGAACUUACUGUCCAUCAAAGCAUUCACACAGGGGAAAAACCAUAUAAAUGCCUGGAGUGUGGAAAAAGGUUCCGUUUGAGUUCAGACCUUACCUCACAUGCCAGGAUUCACACAGGGAAGAAACCAUAUAAAUGCCUGGAGUGUGGGAAAAGCUUCAGUCAGAGUGGAACGUUUGCUCUCCAUCAAAGAAUUCACUCAGGGGAGAAACCAUACAAAUGCCUGGAGUGUGGGAAAAGUUUCACUCGGAGUGACAACCUUUCUUCCCACCAAAAAGUUCACACAGGUGAGAAACCAUAUAAAUGCCUGGAGUGUGGGAAAAGUUUCAGUUGGAGUGGAAAACUUACUGUCCAUCAAAGAAUUCACUCGGGGGAGAAACCAUACAAAUGCCUGGAGUGUGGGAAAAGCUUCAGUCAGAGUACAAACCUUUCCUCUCAUCAAAGGAUUCACACAGGGGAGAAACCCUAUAAAUGCCUGGAGUGCGGGAAAAGCUUCUGUUCGAGUUCAUACCUUACGUCACAUGAAAGGAUUCACACAGGAGAAAAACCAUAUAAAUGCCUGGAAUGUGGGAAAAGCUUCCGUCGGAGUGGAAGCCUUUCUUCCCACCAAAGGAUUCACACAGGAGAGAAACCAUAUAAGUGCCUGGUGUGUGGGAAAAGUUUCAGUCGGAGUGAUAACCUUACUUUCCAUCAAAGAAUGCAUACGGGGGAGAGGGCAUUCACGUGCCUGAAGGGUGGGAAAAGCUUCAGUCACAGUGGAAACCUUUAUUCCCACCAACGAAUUCACACAGGGAAGAAACCAUAUACAUGCCUGGAGUGUGGAAAAUGCUUCCGUUGGAGGGGAAAUCUUAAUUCUCACCAAAGGAUUCACACUGGUGAGAAACCAUAUAAAUGCCUGGAGUGUGGGAAAAGUUUCUCUCGGCGGUACAAUCUUAAUCGCCAUCACAGAAUUCACUCAAGGGAGAAACAAUAUAAAUGCCUGGAGUGUGGAAAAUGCUUAAGUCAGAGGAGAAACCUUUAUUCCCACCAAAGAAUUCACUCAGGGGAGAAACCAUAUAAAUGCCUGGAGUGUGGAAAAUGCUUCAGUUGGAAGGGACAGCUUAAUUCUCACCAAAGGAUUCACACUGGUGAGAAACCAUAUAAAUGCCUGGAGUGUGGAAAAUGCUUCAGUUGGAGGGGAGAUCUUAAUUCUCACCAAAGGAUUCACAUUGGUGAGAAAUCACGUAAGUGCUUGGAGUAUGGGAAAAGUUUCUCUCAGCGGCACAAUCUUAAUUGCCAUCACAGAAUUCACUCAAGGGAGAAACCAUAUAAAUGCCUUGAGGGUGGGAAAAGUUUCAGUUACAGUGGAACCUUCUCUUCCCACCAACGAAUUCACACAGGGAAGAAACCAUAUAAAUGCCUGGAGUGUGGGAAAAGCUUCAGUCAGAGUUCACACCUUAAUUCCCACCAACGAAUUCACACAGGGAAGAAACCAUAUAAAUGCCUCGAGUGUGGGAAAAGCUUCAGUCAAUGGGGAAACCUUUAUUCCCACCAAAGAAUUCACACAGGGAAGAAACCAUAUAAAUGCCUCGAGUGUGGGAAAAGUUUUCAUUACAGUGGAACCUUCUCUUCCCACCAAAGAAUUCACACAGGGGAGAAACCGUAUAAAUGCCUGGAGUGUGGGAAAAGUUUCAGUUACAGUGGAAACCUUUAUUCUCACCAAAGGAUUCAUACUGGUGAGAAACCAUAUAAGUGCCUGGAGUGUGGGAAAAGUUUCUCUCGGCGUGACCAUCUUAAUUGCCAUCACAGAAUUCACACAGGGGAGAAACCAUAUAAAUGCCUGGAGUGUGGAAAAUGCUUCAGUCAGAGGAGAAACCUUUAUUCUCACCAAAGAAUUCACUCAGGGGAGAAAUCAUAUAAAUGCCUGGAGUGUGGAAAAUGCUUCAGUCGGAGGGGAAACCUAACUUGCCAUGAAAGAAUUCACGUAAGAGGAAAACCAUAGAAAUGCUUGAAAUAUGGAAGGAUAUUACAUCAGGUCAAAAUUAGCAAGCAGCGAAAAUUUUGGCUGUCAAAAUUAGCAAGCAGCGAAAUAAAACACGGAAAUAAUGAGUUCCAUAAUUACAUAUAAUUACAUGAACGUUUUCAGAAUUAACCGCCAAGUCAUAGAACCCACCAGUCACUGCAUAUGGGCAUUCAGCAGGGGAUGGGAAACCAUACAUGCCACCCUGCGCAUACCACGUUGCAUACACUCAUUCUGGAGUCCCUAGCAAUUUGGGCAAUACCCGCUAGACACAGAAUGGUACCCGAUGACAACCCUCUGAGUGGCAGAAAGGGGUACAGCGAACUUAUCACCCCAAGCCUCCCUUAGGAAACGCCCCAUUGGGACCUACACAACCACUAGUCCGAUCCCCAAAGUAACCAGCCCUCCUUUAAGCUUCUAUAAACGAGUGGCCAUCGCCAGACCUCGUGACAGAGAAUCCCACCAGCUCUUGGAGUGAAGAACAGCAGAGCUGGAGUCCAGUGGCACCUAAGAGACCCAGAAGAUUUCCAGGGUAGAAGCUUUUGAGAGUCAAACCUGCAGAAGGGAGCUCUGACUCUCAGAACCUGGUUCCCUGAAACCCUUUUUGGUCUCUCAGGGGCCGCUGGACCCAAAUCCUCCUGUACAUCUUGCGGCUAUUUCCGCAUUUCAUGAUCACGUUGAAGGUCGAACAGUGUUCUCACACUAUAAAUCUCGUCCGUUUCUAAAGGGAAUGUUUAAUCUAUACCCACCUGUGUCACCCCCAGUGCCUCAGUGGUCUCUGUCCCUAGUGCUGUCCAGGUUGAUGCUACCGGCCUUUGAACCAUUAGCUACGUGCCCCUUAGACUUACUGUCUUAGAAGGUGCCUUUCCUGGUGUCUGUUACGUCGGCUAGGAGGGUCAGCGAGUUAACAGCACUGCGAGCUGACCCGCCAUGUCUACAUUUUCAUGCUAGUAGAGUGGUUCUGCGACCAUGCCUUGAGUUUCUGCCUAAGGUGGUGUCUGCUUUCCACCUCUCACAAGAAAUUACAUUGCCUGUAUUCUUUCCAAAGGCAUCGACUAAAGGAGAAAAGGCUCUUCACACAUUAGAUUUGAGAAGGGCUUUAGCCUUUUAUUUAGACAGGACAAAGGGGUUCCGCAAUAGUCCGCACCUGUUUGUCUGUUUUGGGGAUAAAGGCAAGGGUCACAGGGCAUCUCCACAGACGGUAUCCUGAUGGAUAGUGUCGGCCAUUAGUAAAGCCUAUGCGAUGGCCAGAGUAGACUGUCCAGUGGAGAUCAAGGCCCAUUCCACACGAUCUCAAGCGGCAUCAUCAGCCUUUCUCAGAGGUGUCCUGCUGGGUAGCAUUUGCAAAGCAGCUACGUGGUCAUCUGCUGACACAUUCGUAAAGCACUAUGCUAUGGAUGUCAAUGCAGAGCAAGAUGUUCACUCCUCGUUUUCAUAAGAACACACUAGAACGUUUUACUCCAAUAAUGGAGAAUGAUAUUUGGUUGUGGUGUGCUUUAUUGAAUAUGGCUACUUACCUUGUCAUUGUUGUUACAGAGGGUUAUGUUUAGAGUGUUUUUUCUGUAUAAUAAAAUAGAGUUGGACUUCACCCCGCCUCCUCAUUGUCUGAAGCUUGGUACUCUCCCAUGUGUGGAGGCACAGAAGAACGACAAUGAAAACAGGGUUGACAUACCUGUAACUUUUGUUCAUCGAGUUCUUCUGUGCUGACACACAUCCCUCCCUCCUGCCCCGCUGUGAAUUCCAGAAAUACUACCUAUUAUACUGGGUAGCAGUGGCAAGGGAGAACUGAGGAACGGGGCCGUUGUUCGCCGUUGGGACACACGACUGUGUGGGCGGGAAAUGGUUGCUUUAGGCUUGCGACCAACAGCCCCUUCGGAGCUCAAAAGCGGUGAAGAAUUUUCCGGCGGGUGGCCUGUGCCUGCGCAGCCCCAUGUGUGGAGGCACAGAAGAACUCGAUGAACAAAAGUUACAGGUAUGUCAACCCUGUUUUUUAUUGUAUCUUACUAAAUGCUUUUCCAGCUAUGAUCCCUCUGUCUCCUUCUAGUUUCAUAGUCUGGCUUCUUACAACCUUACAUGAUUUUUGAAAAAGC
This is a messenger RNA of Eublepharis macularius, 5383 nucleotides long. Its product is annotated as zinc finger protein 721-like. Gene Ontology annotation, molecular function: DNA-binding transcription factor activity; RNA polymerase II cis-regulatory region sequence-specific DNA binding. NCBI's taxonomy places the organism in Eukaryota, Metazoa, Chordata, Lepidosauria, Squamata, Eublepharidae. The transcript has 6 exons. The coding region runs from base 90 to 3275 and encodes 1061 amino acids. The record is from RefSeq and is a predicted model, not a curated record. Gene Ontology annotation, biological process: regulation of transcription by RNA polymerase II.